GAGGCGCGCCCAAGAUGGCGGCCUCCUUGUGCGACGUGUUCUCCUUCUGCGUGGGCGUGGCAGACCGGGCUCGGGUCCCCGUGGAAGUCCGCUUCGUGAGCAGCUGCAAGGGGAAGGGGCUAUUUGCCACACAGCUGAUCCGGAAGGGGGAGACCAUCUUUGUAGAACGGCCCCUGGUGGCUGCGCAGUUUCUCUGGAAUGCACUUUAUCACUACCGAGCCUGUGACCACUGCCUGCGGGCACUGGAGAAGGCAGAGGAGAAUGCCCAGAGGCUGACGGGGAAACCUGGCCAGGUGCUGCCUCACCCUGAGCUCUGUACUGUGCGCAAGGAGCUCCACCAGCACUGUCCCCACUGCCAGGUGAUGUACUGCAGUGCAGAAUGUCAGCUGGCGGCUGCUGAGCAGUACCAUCGCGUCCUGUGCACAGGCCCCUCCCAGGAUGACCCCCUGCAUCCUCUCAAUAAGCUGCAGGAGGCAUGGAGGAGUGUUCACUACCCCCCUGAAACUGCCAGCAUCAUGUUGAUGGCCCGGAUGGUGGCCACAGUGAAGCAGGCCAAGGAUAAGGAUCGUUGGAUCAGGCUCUUCUCCCAGUUCUGUAAUAAAACGGCCAAUGAAGAGGAAGAAAUUGUCCACAAACUCUUGGGGGACAAAUUCAAGGGCCAGCUGGAACUCCUGCGGAGACUCUUCACAGAGGCCCUUUAUGAGGAAGUACUCAGCCAGUGGUUCACUCCAGAUGGAUUCCGGUCUCUCUUUGCUCUUGUUGGGACAAAUGGUCAAGGAAUUGGGACCAGCUCCCUGAGCCAGUGGGUCCAUGCCUGUGAUGCUCUGGAGCUGAAGCCUCAGGACCGCGAGCAGCUGGAUGCCUUCAUUGACCAGCUGUACAAGGACAUCGAGGCAGCAACUGGCGAGUUUCUUAACUGUGAAGGAUCAGGCCUCUUUGUGCUUCAGAGCUGCUGCAACCACAGCUGUGUCCCCAAUGCAGAGACCUCCUUCCCAGAAAACAACUUCCUUUUGCAUGUCACUGCCCUGGAGGAUAUUAAGCCAGGAGAGGAAAUCUGUAUCAGCUACUUAGACUGCUGUCAGCGGGAGCGCAGCCGCCACAGCCGCCACAAGAUCCUCAGGGAGAACUAUCUGUUUGUCUGUUCCUGCCCCAAAUGCCUGGCGGAAGCUGAUGAACCCAACGUGACCUCAGAAGAGGAGGAUGAAGAAGAGGAGGAAGGAGAGCCAGAAGAUGCAGAGCUGGGGGAUGAGAUGACUGAUGUGUGAUGUCACCCUGCCUGGAAGGGGCCCUACCCCAGAUUCUGCCAGAAAAGGGGGUCUUUCCCCGGAGAAGAGGCUUGGAAGGAACUCCCCACUCUUGUUGCCUGCUUCCCCCAUUCCAACUCUAUCCGCUGGAGGGUAGGACAGAGGCUGGACCCUAGGCCCUCCAUUUCCCAUCAGACCUCAUGCGCUGGACACUGCUGCUGAAUGGCUCGGGCUCUGCUCCGUCACUGAGCCUUUCAGAAUUAUCCUCCCUUUCCCCCGCCCCCGAAGUACUCCACUCCAGAGUGUGAGCGGCUGGAACCAAGAUCAGAGCCUAACAGUGUUUCUUGCCCCAUGGCUAUGCCUACCUAUCCCUCCGAGGCUUCACCUCUCUCUACAUUCUAUGGAGAGGGUAACAAAAUGGCAGUCUAACAGCCUUACUUUAUGGAAGAAGAAAGGAGAGGGGGUGAGUUGCCCUCACCUUCUUCCCCACCUCCCACCAUUGUAGCUGAUGAGGCAACUGCCUGAGUAUACUAGCACAGCUGGGUGGGGCAGGAAGGAGGAACUGGGCCUCCAGAGCACUUGGCCUGAGGCUUGGGGAACACAGAACCAGGGAGAAUUCCCUUCCUCGCCCCACCGCCCCACUCCCACCACUUGGACAUCUGGGGGAGUGGAGGUUAGCCCCUUCCCCAAGCUCCAGAAUCAAUCUAUCUUGUGCCUUGCCUUUCAGGCCCUGGCACAGUGUCGGGCCCCAUGGGGUAUGGAGAAAGCCUCUGCCUCCCUCAGGAGGGGUAUGUUGGAGAUCAUCACCCCUGCCUCACGUCCUCUUCCCAUUGAGGACUCUGGCAGCAUGGCUGAGACCUAGGGGAUGGCAGGCCUGUGCUCCUAACUUAGGAUGCUCUAGUCUUCUCUGGGACCAGUUGAACGUGGGUCAGUGAGGGGCUCUCCUGGCCUCCAUCGUCAGGAUCUCCACAGAGGAACACUGAAGUCUUCCAGAAACCUGGAGGAGCUGGGCUAGGUACUCAGAGAUCGGCCCUGACUGUGUCCCCCUAUCCCCAAAUUAGCACGACCCCUCACUCAGGUUGGGUGCUAUGGGAAUUAUAACCCUCCACUCACAGUUCCUUUCUGCCUACCUUCGCUAAGGGGUCCCAGGAAGGCAGGUGCCGGCCCACAGGCCCUUCCACGGAUUAUGAGCCGGGUGAAGCCUGCCUCUCUGGCCUGUUGGGUUCUUACUCCUUCACAGCAGCUGGCACCCCCUCCCACCCUUGCCUGCCCGCUGUUCUCAAUAAAGUGUGAGUGGUGACAGGCCUCUGAAGGAAUGCUUGGUGGAGAAUGACAUGACAAAAUGCCGGAGCACGCAGCAGAAAGGCGCAUAGGGUAGACCAGGUAAUAGUAGGCGAUGGGAACUCUAGCUCCCCAGUUUGGACUCCUCUCUGGUCUUAUCUACAGUCCCAGAGCAAGGGUCCUCCAUGGUCAAGUUUGGAUUCCUAGCACCAGGCAGCAAGAUCAGCCUUCU
Molecule: messenger RNA, 2757 nt
Organism: Pteronotus mesoamericanus
Lineage: Eukaryota; Metazoa; Chordata; Mammalia; Chiroptera; Mormoopidae
Gene: SMYD5
Product: SMYD family member 5
Exons: 13
Coding region: 15-1265 (416 amino acids)
Biological process (GO): negative regulation of gene expression, epigenetic
Molecular function (GO): protein binding; histone H4K20 methyltransferase activity
Source: RefSeq, a predicted model, not a curated record